AUGGAAAAUAAUCUUGAGUCAUGCCUGAAAAUUGCUAGUCAGUAUAUCACAGAUUUUAAAUAUUCUAAAUUUUUUAUCAAUGGGAAUUACACCACUUUGUGUGAAAACGUUUUAAAACAUAGACUAAGUAUAAAAAGAAUUCUGGCUGAAUUCCAUAAAAAAUGUUAUCAGCCUAAAAAUAUGUCACUAACUAUACUUCUAGGGAACAAGGGAAAUCCUGCUGAUCACUACAACAUGAAUGAUAUUGAAAACAUGAUUGUACACAUUUUUGGAAAGAUAAAAAAUGACAACCACAUUAUUGAUGGGGAUGUUAUAGAGACACCAAUUAAUCAUAUGAAAUUAGAAUGGAAAAGCUUUAAUGGGCGAAAAGAAAAUUAUAAUAACACAAAUUUCACCCACGAGGAGCAAAAUGGCUUAAGUAAUGAUGCGAGAAGUGAAAAAGAACAUGGGCUUAUUCAGUCUUUGAAUGAGAUCCACUAUGUGCUUGAUUUAGACCAGAAGAACAAGUAUAUUGAAAUUUUAAAAAAAGAAGAAUGGGCAAAUCAUGUUUACCUAUAUUGGAGUUCUAAAACUAACAUUGACUUGUGUAAAAAAAUUGAAGAAUUUGGGUCAAUGACAUUUUUACACGAAAUUUUUUCUGACUUCAGAAAGAGUGGAUUUUAUUACAAAAUAUCUGUGGAAAAUAAAUAUAUCUACGAUUUAAAGGUUACAAGUACGUGCAAUAAAUACUAUUUGAACUUUGGAAUACUGGUGAAAUUAACCCAAAAGGGGAAAAGUAACAUAGCUCAUUUGAUACACAUAUGCAAUGUUUUUGUUAACGAAAUAAGUAAAUUAUUUGAUCGUGAUAGCUUAGAUAAAGGAAUAAAUAAAUACCUCCUUGAUUAUUACAGGGAAAAGGCAUUGCUCACUGAUCUGAAUUUCAACAGUGACAGUGUAGGUGUGAGCCUUAAUGACUUAAUAAUUUACUCGAACAAACUGCUGAUUUACGCAGAUGAUCCAUCUUCACUUUUAACUAUUCAUAAUUUAAUUGAAGACAAGAAUAAAAAUGACUUUCGAAAUCAUAUUAAAAUUACAAGCUUAGUAGGUUCUCUAAUUAAAAAUGAGAAUUUAAACAUCAUAAACGUUGUAGAUACAUUCAACCUAACAAAUCAUAGUCAAAUUCCCAACACUACCAUAAAGUAUGCUAUAGGGGAAAGUCCAUAUCUUAUUGGUCAAGGGGGAAUUACAAAUGAUAUAAAUAUUACAUUUCCAGAAAUAAAUACUUGUGCUCUCAAUAGUUUUGAAAAUAAUAGUGCUUCGUAUGAAAAAUCAUUUUACUGUGUUCCAUAUAACAGCAGUGAAAAUUUUGAAUUUCCAGAAACUGAACCAAUGUUUAUUUCUGAGGAAAAUAAGAAUGAAUUUAAAGAAAACAUUAUAUGUACAAUGCCUUGCUUGAUUAAAUCCUCGUAUGGAUAUAAUAUUUAUUUUAAAAGAGGUCUAACAGAUGCUUCAAAAGUAAAAUCGGAUUUCAUUUUUUAUUUUCCUUCUGAAAGGUUGACUUUUUAUGAAGCUAUUUUUUCUCGUAUACACAUUAUAAUUUUGACUAAAAAGAUAAAAGUUUUCCUUGCUGAUUAUGUUAACUGUUCCGUAAAUGUGAAUAUUAAGCGGAAUGCAGAGUCUUAUAUUAUACACAUGGACACUGGCAGCUAUUAUUUCGAAGAUUUCUUUAACAAAAUAGGGGAUCUGUUGUCAGUGAAAGAGACUCCUUCUAAAGAAGAAUUUGAUGAUGCUUAUGAUGAAUUAAAUAUGUAUGUAAAAUCAAGCAGAAAACUGGAAGUAGGAAAUUCAUUAAAUAUUAUGUAUUCCUUAUUUAACGAAUAUGAACCAACGGACAAAGAAAUGGAUGACAUUUUAAAUGCAUACUUCUUUUACCCAUCAUAUAAUGACUAUACCAAAUAUGUUAAUGGUUUUUUUCAUAGAAAUUAUAUUAACAUAUUUAUAUAUGGAAAUGUUAUAAUUCCAACGGGAAAAGAGGGUGAAAAUGCAGCUAGCUAUAUUAACCAUAAUAUUAACAAUGGAGGUAGCGGCGUUAUAAAUAACCCUAGCAACAAUACUAUUAGCAAUGCAGAUAGUAUCGACAAGUACAAAUAUAAUAUGGUGUUUUAUGAAAAGACAAAUAAUAAGGGUAAUAAUGCUUUAUAUUUGAAGAAAAGGGAUAACAACCCGGAACUGCAGAAAAAUUUUGAAAAACAGGCAUUUAUAGACGAUUCUCUCCAAAUAUCUCACAACGGAUUAGGGAUAGAAUAUUUAGUUAAUUUGUCUGAGGCAUUCAUAAAGAAAGUAACAAAUGAUGUUUUAAAGAAAAGCGAGUCUACAUACUACACGAGGAAGCUAGUUAAUAAUGAAAAUGUUGAAGUAGAUAUCCCCAUUGUGUCUCAAAAUGUCAAUAGUUCGAUAAUAGUAUCAUAUAUAAUCGAAUCAGAAAGUGUAUUAAGUGAUACUUUAAUUGAUAUCAUCGUUAAUUUAAUAUCACCCGAUUUUGCUAAAUUUUCUAAAACAAAGUAUAAUGAUGGUUAUGUUGUUGAGGUAAAAAGAUUUUCCACACGUUAUGGAUUAGGUGGAUUACUUUUUGUUAUUCAGAGUUUUGACAAUGACGUUGAAAAACUUGAGGCACAUAUAUGUACCUUUGUAAAAUAUGUGACGUUUGAACUAAUGAACAUUGAAAUUUCUGAUCUGGUCAAAAAAUUAGAAUCUAUGAAGGAGUAUUACAUGGUAAAUAAUGGUAUAUUUACAUUCGACCAAGAAUAUUAUUCUAUACUGGAUCAGCUAACUUCUGGAAUGGAAUGCUUUGACAAAAAAUAUAAAAUUAUAAAAAUAUUUGAUGAAUUAAUUAAUUGUCCUAAAAUCAUUUUGAAUAAAGUAAAUGUAAUUUUAAAAAAUUCCAAAAAAGCAAUCUUUAAAGGAUAUAAAACGGUUAAUCCAUCUUACAAUAAAAAAGAGGAAAUUCACAAUGCAAACUCAUACUCAUGCAACUAUUCUCACAAGGCACGUGAAAAAUUGUCGAAUGUGCAGCUAACAGAGAGUUCUCGCUUAGUUAAGAAAAAACGAUCCAGAGGAGAAAAAAACUUACGCAAUGACAAAUUUAGAAUGAAUAAAUUACAUAAAAAAGACAAUUUUAUUACUGUAUCAAAUUUUGUGGAGAUGAAAAAAAAAGGUUUUUUUCAAUACGUUAUCGAUUAUUUUAAAAAUAGCAACAACAUGUAUUUGGACGAUAGCAAUUACUUUGACUUUAAAAGCUGCGAGGAGGAAAUGUCUAAAAGUAACUUCCACGUAUUUUACAAUUUUACCAAUGACAUAGGUAAAAUAAGGGCAUACUUUCUCCAAAAGUUUGCCAAUGAUAAAGAAAUUAGGGAAAAGUGUUCUGUAGAUUAUGAAGAAAUUAGACAGUAUUGCAGCAUGAACUAA
Molecule: messenger RNA, 3444 nt
Organism: Plasmodium gonderi
Lineage: Eukaryota; Apicomplexa; Aconoidasida; Haemosporida; Plasmodiidae
Exons: 1
Coding region: 1-3444 (1147 amino acids)
Molecular function (GO): metal ion binding
Source: RefSeq, a predicted model, not a curated record